AUGGUUCUUCAGCGUGCUCCACAACGAGCCAUCGUAUGGGGAUAUACAGAUACAUUCAACACACCUAUUACUUUGACAAUGAACAACAAAGUUUAUUACACGAUGAACUCAAUAUCAUCUGUUGAUUUAGUAGAUGCAUCAAUAUGGUCAGUUACACUUGAUGCUCAAACAGACGAAGGCCCUUUUCAAAUUCAAGUCACAAAACCGUUAGCAAAUGGAUCACUUGAAACCAUAACAUUGAAUGAUGUUUUGUUCGGUGACGUUUGGAUUUGUUCCGGUCAAUCAAAUAUGCAAUUUGCUGUUAAUAGAAUGUUUAAUGCUUCAAUUGAAAUAGAAAAUGCUAGUAAAUAUCCAAAAGUAAGAUUAUUUACUGUAGCAACUGCACAAGCUAAUACACCGCAAGAAGAACUGUUAGCUAUUGGAUUAAAAUGGUCCCUGGCAUCGACGAGUAGUGUUGCAAGUGGAUAUACAUCAGCAGUAUGUUGGCUUUAUGGUCGAAUGAUACAUGAAGGCCUUGGUAAACGACCCAUCGGUCUCUUACAUACAUCAUGGGGUGGAACUAACAUUGAAUAUUGGUCACCACCUGAAGCUCUUAAAGAUUGUGGUAUCACACAAACUAAAAGCAUAACACCUACAAAGAAUCAGAAAUCGCAUAAUGAAAUUAAUAUUGUACUUAACAAUACAGUUCUAUAUAAUGCAAUGAUUCAUCCAUUUACAAGAAUGGUUAUCAAAGGAGCUAUUUGGUAUCAAGGUGAAAACAAUGCUAAUUUCAAUCGCGAUAAAUAUUCUUGUACAUUUUCUAAAAUGAUUGAAUAUUGGCGAAUCAUAUGGCAUAUGCGUACAAAUUCUACCACUGAUCCAGUAUUUCCUUUUGGCUUUGUUCAAUUAUCAACAAAUGAACGAACUGGUAAAGUUGUCGGAGGAUUUCCUUGGAUUCGUUGGCAUCAAACAUUUGAUGUUGGUUACGUACCUAAUCAUGUUGUACCAAAUGUAUUUAUGGCAGUCGCAUUAGAUUUGCGUGAUGAUGAAGGAGGAAUUCAUCCUCGAAAUAAACUGGAUGUUGGAUAUCGAUUAUCUCGAUCAGGUCUUGCUGUAGCAUAUGGUUACACAAAUAUAACGUAUCAAGGACCUAUUAUUGCCAAUAUUUCUGUAGCUUUGAAUAGUAGUCAAGUAAAUGUUACCUAUACAAAUACUGUGUCAUCAAGUAUUGAACUACGAAAUCCAAAUGGAUUUGAAGUAUGUUGUGCAAGUAAACAAAUUUGCAAUACGACUGAUUCUGUAUGGACAGCUGCUCCAGCUAACCCUAUAGAAGAAGCAUCUUUGACUAUUUCUAUUGCUGUGUCAAACUCAUGUAUUUCGAAGCCAAUCAAUGGACUUCGUUAUUUAUGGAGAGAAACUCCAUGUUUAUUUAAACAAGCGGCUGUCUAUAACUCAGACGAUUCUGAUCUGCCCGCUCCACCUUACAUUCAUUUCUUUUAA
Rotaria sp. Silwood1 is the source of this 1479-nucleotide messenger RNA. The record is from the annotation of a GenBank genome assembly. NCBI's taxonomy places the organism in Eukaryota, Metazoa, Rotifera, Eurotatoria, Philodinida, Philodinidae.